AUGUCGUUCGCAUUACGGGCUUCGAGGUCUAUCCUCCCUCGCGCUUCUGCCGCCCUUCAAAGCCAGACCAGGACAUUCGCUGUUUCUGCAUCCAGACGAUCCGAUAUCGUCCAGGACCUCUACCUCCGCGAACUCAAAACCUACAAGCCUACUCCUCCAAAGGCUAACGAUCACGAAGGCCAAGUCCGUGUCUGGAAGGCCCCAGCUACUGCCAGUACCCCAGAUCUCGGUGAAGCUUCCUUGACAUCCGAUAUCUCCGCUUACCAGGCUCAGGUUGUUGAGACUGAGUCUGGUGUUCCGGAUGCUGCUGCUGCUGAAGGUGCCGUCCCAGUGAAGAAUGCCGAUGAUUGGUUCGAUGAGGAAGCUGCAUUUGCAGAGGAGAAGCCAGCACAUCACUAA
Messenger RNA from Orbilia oligospora ATCC 24927, 399 nucleotides. RefSeq lists its product as uncharacterized. The transcript has 3 exons. The record is from RefSeq and is a predicted model, not a curated record. Bases 1 to 399 code for a protein of 132 amino acids. NCBI's taxonomy places the organism in Eukaryota, Fungi, Ascomycota, Orbiliomycetes, Orbiliales, Orbiliaceae. Gene Ontology annotation, biological process: proton motive force-driven ATP synthesis.